Messenger RNA from Penicillium crustosum, 429 nucleotides. RefSeq lists its product as uncharacterized. The record is from RefSeq and is a predicted model, not a curated record. Lineage: Eukaryota; Fungi; Ascomycota; Eurotiomycetes; Eurotiales; Aspergillaceae. The transcript has a single exon. Bases 1 to 429 code for a protein of 142 amino acids.
AUGCCUACUGGUGGGGAAAAUGCCCAGCAAUAUAGCGAGCUGUUUGAGUGGAUCGGGCACCGAACAUCGAUUCAAUUACAUGCUGCAUAUUUCAAGCCCACCAACGCAGCUACCGCCAACUUCCUAAGACCGUUUCUGAAUCUGGAUCAUCAAGUUCAACAGUUUGCCAUCUGUCUGAUCAAUGAGCUCCGUGGCAACAUGCCAGCCUCUCCACCGAUGCGUGUUUGGUUCCAUCGAAUACGAGAAGGUCCCAAUCUUUACCUCGCAAACGAAUUUAUGUAUGGGAAGUCUCUCAGCGAGAUCUUGUAUCAGAUUUACCACUCUUUUCGCAUCAUCUUUACCCGCCAUGAGACUAUGAUGGAUGGUGUUCACAUUUUCCUUUACUCUCCGACACUGAGAGCAAAAUCGAAAUGCCAGCUGCAACAUUGA